AUGGCGAUAACAGAGUUGAUGGAGGCUGGUGAUAAAAGUGCGGUUGCCCCUCUCUGUCCAUUAAGUGUGUUCUAUUGCUCUGUAAUCUCUGUUGAUCUUUUCUGUCCAGUGGCAUUUUUGUAUUUAAACAAACCCAUGAAGGAUAGAAGAUUAAGAUUCAAAAUCAUCUCAAAAUCAUCAAAACCAUCUUCCUCAUCAAUCAAUUCACCUCUUCUUACUUCUUCUAGAUUUCAUCUUGGUAAGAACUCAGCUAGAGUAUCAGUUUCAAUUCUAUUUGGUGUGAAUUCAGCAAUUGGGUAUUUGUUGAUGUUAUCAAUCAUGUCAUUUAAUGGUGGGGUGUUUAUUGCUGUUGUUUUUGGUCUUACUGUUGGGUAUUUUGUGUUCAGAAGUGGUAGUGAUGAUGAUGAGGUUAUGGCUUUGGAUAAUCCUUGUGCUUGUUCUUGA
This is a messenger RNA of Papaver somniferum (opium poppy), 444 nucleotides long. Its product is annotated as copper transporter 5-like. The transcript has 3 exons. NCBI's taxonomy places the organism in Eukaryota, Viridiplantae, Streptophyta, Magnoliopsida, Ranunculales, Papaveraceae. The record is from RefSeq and is a predicted model, not a curated record. Gene Ontology annotation, cellular component: plasma membrane. The coding region runs from base 1 to 444 and encodes 147 amino acids. Gene Ontology annotation, biological process: intracellular copper ion homeostasis; copper ion transmembrane transport. Gene Ontology annotation, molecular function: copper ion transmembrane transporter activity.